CAAACAGAGAUAAACAAGAUCAAAAGCUAGGGUUUCUCCAUCUCGGUAGAUCUUCAAAGCUAUGCCGAAGAACAAGGGAAAGGGAGGAAAGAACCGUAAAAGGGGUAAGAACGAAGCCGAUGAUGAGAAGCGAGAGUUGGUGUUCAAGGAAGAUGGUCAAGAGUAUGCUCAGGUGCUCCGUAUGCUCGGCAACGGCCGUUGUGAAGCCAUGUGCAUCGACGGCACCAAGCGUCUCAGCCAUAUCCGUGGUAAGAUGCACAAGAAGGUCUGGAUCGCCGCCGGUGACAUCAUCCUAGUCGGUCUACGUGAUUACCAGGAUGACAAGGCUGACGUCAUCCUCAAGUACAUGCCUGAUGAAGCUAGGCUGUUGAAGGCUUACGGGGAGUUGCCGGAGAAUAUUAGGCUUAAUGAAGGUAUCGCUGGUGGACUCGAUGAGGAGGAUGAUAACGCAGGUGAUGAUUAUAUUGAGUUCGAAGAUGAAGACAUCGACAAAAUCUAAGUCUUUGAACCGAGAUGUUUGGUUCGAUUUGGUUUAUCAACAAAAGAGAUUAAUCAAGUUCCAAGAAGAGGUAAAGAUUAGGGUUUGUACAACAUGAGCUCUUUGAAUGUGAUUUGCUUUAAUAUUUACGAAGUAUAACGAUCUUUCAUGUGUAAGCUUUUGAACUAAGGGGAUUUAUGCAUUGAUGGUUUACGAUAUUGAUGGUAUUGAUUACAAAUUCAAUAAUUGGUGGUUUGCUUUUCAAAGCAAUCUUUGUAUGGAUGAGAAAAUUCUUGAGUCAAGUACAGUGUGCAGUGUUCAAUUGGACCCGAUUUCAAAUUGUGGAAUUUAUAUGUUGAACCUAUUAUUUGUUCA
Molecule: messenger RNA, 853 nt
Organism: Cynara cardunculus var. scolymus (artichoke)
Lineage: Eukaryota; Viridiplantae; Streptophyta; Magnoliopsida; Asterales; Asteraceae
Product: eukaryotic translation initiation factor 1A-like
Exons: 2
Coding region: 62-499 (145 amino acids)
Biological process (GO): translational initiation
Cellular component (GO): cytoplasm
Molecular function (GO): RNA binding; translation initiation factor activity
Source: RefSeq, a predicted model, not a curated record